Molecule: messenger RNA, 1377 nt
Organism: Didymella exigua CBS 183.55
Lineage: Eukaryota; Fungi; Ascomycota; Dothideomycetes; Pleosporales; Didymellaceae
Exons: 2
Coding region: 1-1377 (458 amino acids)
Source: RefSeq, a predicted model, not a curated record
AUGAUAAUUACAGUAUUCAUUGCUGCUUUGGCAGCUGUUUCCACUGCACAGUGUCAGGAGGUCACUGAAACAGUGACUCGAUGCACAACCAGCUACAGCGAAUUCCCUGCGCCUACUGGAUCCAUCUUCGAGACGUCGUUAGUCUACACGACUGUCACCAACAAUCUCUCCGUCACCAGCACCACCCAGCAGACAAUCACGGUCACUCCUGUGGCGACCACUUUUACCGAUGUCGUCAAUACAACUACGACAUUUACCACAACAGUGACUUCCGUCCCUGCUGCAACUACUGUCUCCGCACCUGUCGGUUUCUUCCCGCUCAUCAACACUCCUGCUGCUACUCCCGCCGCCUUUGGACGUCACCGACGUGCACUGAUCGAGACACGGGCUCAGCAUCUCGAGAAAGUCAAGCGUCUCCCCAAGACCCCCGAGGGCAACACUGGAGGAUUUAUUGUCCUUCCUAAUGGUCAGGGUCAAAGUCUCAAGCGCAUCUACCCUGUAGGCGUUACGUGCCGCGUCACUACCAACAUCAACAGCACCGAGACCAUCAUCGUCACCGGUGUUCCCAAGACCGAGGUCCUGGUUCCUGCCACUGCUACUGCUGUUAGCACGUCUACCAUGACCGCUACUGAGACGGUCAUCGAAAUCGAGGCCCAGCCGACUGAGUACGCAGCCUGCCAGCCAAACAACGUGGUGAGCAACGUUCCCGGAUUCGACAACCGUCCGCUGUUUUUCGACCGCAUCGUCUUCAUCCCUGUCGACGGCUUCCCCAUCGCCAACAGCCUAGUCGUCAACACCACCUCGGCGGUGAACUGCUGCAUCGCGUGCCAAAACACGCCCUUUUGCGCCGGCUCCUUCUACGCCCCCUCCAUUCGCGCCUGCCACCUGCAACUCACCCAGGCAGCGCCCGUGGCCUCGGUGCCCUCGCUUCCCUCUGCAAGCAUGACCCCGCCCUUCCCUCUGCCCAGCUCAAACACUUCCCUCCCUUACCUCACUGCAUCCGGCGCCCCCUACCCAGCAGGCAACGGCAGCAUCGCGCUCUACCCCACCGCAACUGGUCGCCUACCCAGCGGCUACAGCACACUGAUUCCGACCGCCACGCCAAUCUCCAGCUCCGGCGGCAUGAGCAUCCUCCCCAUCGCCGAGGCGCCGGUCCCGGGUACUGUGAACCAACCCGGCGCGGGCACGUGUUCGGCCGGCAGCAUGAGCUUGUAUCUGGGCAAGGUGUAUGGGCAGUCCAACUUCCCCGCGGAUGUCGCGAUGAGUGUGAGUAAUGGGCCGUGCGGACGCAUGAGCAUUGAUUUUGAGCCGCAGCCGGCGGUCGAGGAGGGCGAGCUUGGGCAGGCGGUUGAGAGGCGGUGGAUUGCUAUCUCGUGA